Plasmodium relictum is the source of this 1359-nucleotide messenger RNA. RefSeq names its product ag-1 blood stage membrane protein homologue, putative. The record is from RefSeq and is a predicted model, not a curated record. NCBI's taxonomy places the organism in Eukaryota, Apicomplexa, Aconoidasida, Haemosporida, Plasmodiidae. Bases 1 to 1359 code for a protein of 452 amino acids. The transcript has 9 exons.
AUGCUUGGUACUAACUUUAUUUUAAAUUUUUUUAAAAACAAAUUUAAUGAUUUAUCAAAAAAAUGCUUUACGUGCAUUAUAAGAAGUUAUAAAAGAGCAUGCCCUCAUAUAAGUGAUUUUGAGCCAUUUGCUUCUAUGUAUUAUUUCAGCGGUUUACAUAAUUAUAGGACUUUCUAUUUAUUAAUAAGGAUAACUGAAAUAUUUAAUAUAAAUAAAUAUAAAAAAAUAUAUAUUAUAUUUAGUACAGAUAAAUAUGAUUUUAAAACUGACGAAAUUACUACUAAUAAGAAAAAUAGAAUACAUACUGAUCAAAGAGUGGAUAUAAAAAUUAGACAGUGUGAUGAAACUUUAAAUGUUAAUUUAUUUACAACAAAACUUACAAAAAAAAUUCAUAUAGGAGAAAUAAAAAUAGAUAUCAACUCAAGUAUUGUUAUGAAAUCGUUUCCUAAAAAUCAAUGGUUCGUAUGUUUUAAGGAUGGGCAAGAAAUUUGUAAAGUACAAAUGUCCUUUUAUAAAAUUCAAAAAUAUGCAUGUCCUAAUGAGUGUAUGCUGAUACAAGAUGGUCUUGAAAUAUGGAAGAAUAGCUCAAAAAACUUAGGUGAAAAUAAAAAGAAAAUUAACUUUCAAGAUAUUCAUAAAAACUUUGAUGAUGACGACGAAAAUCUAUCUAUCAUAGAUAUUGAUACAGAUAUAAAUGAUAUAAGUUUAAUGCAAAAAUUGAGAUUAAUAAGUUUUGUUUUAGAACAAGAAAUAUAUGUAUUUGAUUUUUACGCGUAUGUACCUAAAUAUAUGUCUGCAAAAGAGAUAAUGGGUGAAUGGUUUUUAUGUUUCCUCUGCUUUAAAAAUAAUAAAGAAGAUGAAACAAUUAAUAUUGAAACAAUAAUAGAAAGAAAUAUACAUAGAGAUAUAAAUAUUCCAUUGUUUAGUAUACAUAGGAUAGUUAUUGAUAAUAAAGAUAAUACAAAUGCCAGUAUUAUAUAUUCAUAUGAAGAUGUAAGAUAUAAUUUAUGUAUUCAUUCUAAAAAGCAUCUUUCUUAUAUUAUUGAUGCUAUAACACUUUUUACAAAUGAAUUAAAAAUUUUAAAAGAAUCUUAUGGUGAAAAAUUAGAAUUACGCAAAAAUAGAAUAAUGCAAGAGACUAAUAUGAAAAAAUUAAUAGGGAAAAGAAGAGUAUCAUCUCCUAGAUUUCGUCGUAGUUUACCAAAAAGUACAAAUAAAAUGAUAAAUGAAAUGUAUUUAGAGAAAAGUAGUUCUAAUGAGAUUAAAGAGAAAAAAGAAUUUAUCAAGGAUGAAUUUACAAAAAAUAAUGAUAAAAAUGAAAUAGAAAAUAACAGAGGUGCAUAUAAUUAUAAAAUAUAA